Phaedon cochleariae (mustard beetle) is the source of this 1962-nucleotide messenger RNA. The record is from the annotation of a GenBank genome assembly. Lineage: Eukaryota; Metazoa; Arthropoda; Insecta; Coleoptera; Chrysomelidae.
AUGAGAGGUUGUAUGAAGGGAAGAAACCAGCUUUCAAGACUGAUGGUCACAGCUAUAAUUCUGAUGGUUUUUAUUCAGUUUGCUGCAGCCACAGAUACUCUAGAAGACAGUUGCAUAGAAAAUCCGUCUGGCAAAAACACCUUCUCCUGGGAAGACUACCUUGUUCUUGGAGCAAUGUUGGUGAUAUCCUGUGGAAUAGGAGUGUUCUACGGAUGCUUCGAUAAAAACCAAAACAGUGAAGAUUUUCUACUGGGCGGAAGCACGAUGGGCACUUUUCCCAUGGCCAUGUCUUUAGCGGCAAGUUUCGUUACUGCAGUGGAACUUUUGGGCAAUCCAGCCGAAAUGUAUACCCACGGAUCGCAAUUCUGGAUGAUUUGCUUGGCUUUCAUCUUGGUAGUACCGAUGACAUCGAAGUUUUAUUUACCGGUAUUCAUGAAACUGAGAUUGACCAGCUCCUACGAAUAUUUAUCUUUGAGGUUUUGCCAGAAAACAAGGUAUCUGGCGAGCGGAGUGUACAUUCUGCAAAUGGUUUUAUACACUAGUGUUGCCGUGUAUGCACCAGCCCUAGCUCUAAGUAAAGUUACUGGACUCAACGUAUAUCUAGCAGUGACUGCAGUUUAUGCUGUUUGCAUAUUUUACGCUUCUCAGGGAGGGAUGAAAGCGGUGAUAAUUGCCGAUACAUUCCAGGCCGCCGUACUUUUAGGAUCUUUAUUCCUGAUUUUAUUCUUAGGGGACAAAUACGUUGGCGGGACCGGCAUAAUAUGGUCCCAAAGUUACAAAACGGAUCGGUUAGAAAUAUUCAAUUUCAAUCCUGAUAUGACUGUUCGACACAGUUUUUGGUCAGUUCUGAUUGGAGGCACGUUCUAUUGGAUGACGAUGUUUUGUUCGAAUCAGGCAUCAAUACAAAAAUACUUGUCAGUUGAAGCUAUUGGACAAGUCAGAAGGGCAAUAUGGACAUCUAGUUUUGGACUGAUAAUAAUUUAUUCAGUAAACUUUUACACCGGAAUGAUUAUGGUGGCGCACUACAAGGACUGCGACCCUUUACAGAGUGGACAAAUUACGGCAGCUGAUGAGAUUUUACCAUACUACAUCAUCAAUGUUAUGGGGAACAUGAAAGGAGUCACUGGAUUUUUCGUUGCAGGAAUUUUUGCUGCGAGUUUGGGGACAGUAGCGUCUGCCCUCAACAGUCUUGCAGCGGUGACAAUGCAGGACUUCCUUGGAUCAGCUUGUGGAAUUCAUAUUCCUGAUAAAAGAGGUGCUUUCAUCGCCAAAAUACUGUCAAUCGUCUAUGGGGCUGUCAGCUUCGGACUGGUGUUUCUAAUAGCCCAGUUGGGCAGCGUUAUGCAAGUAGCAAUAAGUUUCAACGGUAUGGCUGGUGGAGUCACUCUGGGACUGUUUUCCUUGGGAAUGUUUUUCCCAUGGGCAAAUGCCAAGGGGGCAAUUUUUGGAAGUGUUAUUGCCAUGGGUCUCAUAACUCUGAUGUGUAUUGGACAACAAGUUGCUAUAGCCAGUGGAUCAUUCGAAGAAGAAAGCAAAUUCACAAGUAUAGAAAAAUGCAAGUGUUUCAAUAUUACUCAAGUUGUGCAAAAGGAAAUAAUACCAGAUACGGAGCCAAUCUUCUUUCUUUACCGCAUCUCUUACAUCUGGUACUCGGGAAUAGGCUUCUUGGUGACUGUAAUUUUGGGUUUGAUAGGAUCUUUCGUGACUGGGGCUAACAAAACCAGUGACGUAGAUGACAACUUAUUAUCCCCACCGGUAAAGGAGUUCCUUCUUUCGCUUUCCAGUAGUGCCAAAACGUUUCGAUUGAAAGCAAACGGUUGUGUUAACGUUAACGAAAACAUUGCUAUGGACAGUGCGAAUAUUGAUAAGGUAGAGCUAGUUGAAGUGCGAGGUAUCAAACAAAACGAUUUGACUGAUGAGGAAAUAAUACAAAAAAUACGAAAGAUAUCGGCACCAUCAUAG